Messenger RNA from Aricia agestis (brown argus), 817 nucleotides. Its product is annotated as MORN repeat-containing protein 3-like. The transcript has 5 exons. NCBI's taxonomy places the organism in Eukaryota, Metazoa, Arthropoda, Insecta, Lepidoptera, Lycaenidae. The coding region runs from base 48 to 800 and encodes 250 amino acids. The record is from RefSeq and is a predicted model, not a curated record.
UAUUUUUUGUAAAAUCGAUAAUUUUUCCAUAUUUUUUAUUUUGUAUAAUGCCUUUUUAUUACCAUCCAAGAACAUUUACACCUUUACGAGUGGAAGCAGACAGAAAGGCGAUAAAAAAUGGCCUACGUCACGCAGUGUUCACGAAAAAUCGAGAAAAAUAUAUUGGGGAAUGGAAGAAUAACUUGAGGGAAGGAAAAGGAUUUUCCCUUACCAAAAAAGGAAUAUUGUAUGAUGGCGAUUGGGUCAAUGGAUUAAGGCAUGGUUUUGGUGUCCUCAGCAGAAGACUUUUCACCGGCGCUUACAGCUUGGUAUACCGAGGCGGCUGGGCGUAUGGAAAACCUGAAGGUAUCGGCUGGCGGUACUACAACAAUGGAGACAGAUACCUGGGCUUCUGGAGACGUGGCCAGAGGCAUGGUUAUGGCAAAAUGUGGUAUGCCGAUGGCACGUUUUAUGCCGGUUACUGGAAGGCUGAUAGGAGGAAUGGUCUGGGAAUAUUCGUACAAGACAACAACAACCGCUACGAAGGUCACUGGGUGGACGAUCUCAAGGACGGUUAUGGUCAGUUCUACCACAUCCACACCGGGCAAAUGCAGGAGGGCUGCUGGAGGAGCGGCGUGUGCGUUACAUCCAACAUGGCCGAUAUAGCCGUGCGACAGUCCUGCGUGCUGCCAACGCCGUAUCCUAUACCGAGAGUGAAAGUUCUCAACUCAGAGCGAUUUAUGGAAGAAAGUUUGUACUGGCUUUCAAGGGAGAAGGGUGAAAUAGACAAAAAUUUGAAACACUGCAUAAAUCAAAUGUAAUGUUUAUUACAAAAUAA